AUGACCCGUGUGGCCCGAUUCCAGUACCGAUUGCCGCCAGUCAAUAGCCACCCGUGUUACGGAAAGGAAGGCGAGGUGAUCCCCCACCCUGACAACUGCCACUGGGUGUACAACUGCACCCAGGCAGCCAGACAGCCCCAGUGGAACCACGGAGAACCGUACGUGCGGGAGUGCCGAUACCCACAACUCUUUGAUCGGGGAACCGUCCGCUGUCGAGAGUUCAUCAACGUCAACUGCGACUCGCGAUUCGAACCCGUUGACCCAUGUGAAUACACAAUGAACCAGUGUGAGCGCGCUAACUGCAUCCCGUGCAACAGACGAUAUGGCAGCUGCAGAGGACGAGCCAAUGGAAUCUACCCGUUUCACGUGACGCGAUGGACUCCGACCUUCGUCACUUGCUUUGACCAGAGGAACAUCGCCCAGGACGACUGCCAGGAACCCACUCCGAUAUUCUCUCCGGAAAUGAACGACUGCGUGUCUCUCCUCGAGGUGCCGAAGGAGCGAGGUGGUAUGCGCCCGGACUGCUCGUUCAGGGAGGACGGGUACUACCCCGAUGAACAAGGCAGGUGUGGCAUUUUCUUUGAGUGCCGGGACCGCGUCUUCCUCAGCUACGACGAAUGUCCGGCCGGCAUGGUGUUCGAUCCGCUGACACUGCGCUGUCAGCCCAUCGAUAUGGCAGCGCCGCCUUGUGGCACGGGAAAGUCGCCCAGCUGCCAGAAACGAGAGGAUGGUUUCCAUGCCGACCUGUACGGCAGAUGUACGUAUUACUUUGAAUGCCGGAGACACAGAUUCGUGAAAUACAGGACUUGUGAUUUCGGAUCAUUCGACCCAAUUUACCAGGAAUGCGUUAUUCCCAACGAACUCAUCCCAAAGCCGUGCGGGCUCCUCCCAAAUCCUUGCGAGGAUAAAGACACGGGCGUCUUUGUCGAUGUUGACGAUGGGUGCAAGAGUUACACAGAAUGUAGUCGUGGAUUUAUUAUCAGAAAAGGCACGUGUCCAGGCAAUCAGAUUUUCAGCACUGCUAGUGGAACAUGUGUUCGAGCAGACCGUGCACCAGAGCCGUGUGGAAAUACUCCUAGCUGCAAGGACAAGCCAGAUGGCAGGUAUCCGGCCAUGGCUAAAGGCUGCAGUUUUUACUAUCGGUGUUCCAGCGGCACGUUCCAGGGAUUCAAGCAGUGCACUAGAAGUGAUGGUGGAUUUUUCUUCAACGCAAGGAAAGGAAAAUGUUUGUUUUCUAUAUUGCAGCUCAUACAGCAGCUUCCUCAGGUAACGGGAGAGUAA
Messenger RNA from Gigantopelta aegis, 1281 nucleotides. RefSeq lists its product as uncharacterized. Gene Ontology annotation, molecular function: chitin binding. The record is from RefSeq and is a predicted model, not a curated record. The transcript has 4 exons. Gene Ontology annotation, cellular component: extracellular region. Bases 1 to 1281 code for a protein of 426 amino acids. NCBI's taxonomy places the organism in Eukaryota, Metazoa, Mollusca, Gastropoda, Neomphalida, Peltospiridae.